AUGGGGACAAAAACAGCAACCUCAUCUCUUCCCCUUCUCUUGGUUUUCUGUCUUCUUCUUACAAUGUCGAAUUGCUUAGAAGACAGCAAUGAGUACGCGAUGAUGAGUUCAGAGACAGACCGGCGUGUAUUAUUGGAUGGUAUACUUGGAUCAUUCAUAUCCUACUUAGUCAUGGACAAGAACCGAGUUCCCUGUUCAGAGAAAGGCACUAGUUACUACAACUGCUCCCCUAAUGGUACUGCUAAUCCUUAUGAACGUGGUUGCCAGAGAAUUACUGGCUGCGCACGAUUAGCAAGGUCUUCACCUUACAGAGAAAUGGAAGAUGAAGGUGAUGAAAGCACAAAAAGUUGCUAA
Messenger RNA from Spinacia oleracea (spinach), 354 nucleotides. Its product is annotated as rapid alkalinization factor-like. The coding region runs from base 1 to 354 and encodes 117 amino acids. The transcript is spliced from 2 exons. The record is from RefSeq and is a predicted model, not a curated record. Gene Ontology annotation, biological process: calcium-mediated signaling. NCBI's taxonomy places the organism in Eukaryota, Viridiplantae, Streptophyta, Magnoliopsida, Caryophyllales, Amaranthaceae. Gene Ontology annotation, cellular component: plasmodesma.